Molecule: messenger RNA, 140 nt
Organism: Acaulospora colombiana
Lineage: Eukaryota; Fungi; Glomeromycota; Glomeromycetes; Diversisporales; Acaulosporaceae
Source: the annotation of a GenBank genome assembly
CUCAGAUUCGUUUAACCUCCACACCAAUCAAAACUUACGCCUUGGUCAGAAACAUGACGACAUCGCUCACAGCUAUGAAAGCACCGGAUUUUUACCUGAUUCCAAUGUCUUUAGCUCAACUCCACAUAAACUACCCGGGA